Messenger RNA from Miscanthus lutarioriparius, 1686 nucleotides. The record is from the annotation of a GenBank genome assembly. Lineage: Eukaryota; Viridiplantae; Streptophyta; Magnoliopsida; Poales; Poaceae.
AUGUGUACCGGCCUCCCCGCCUACCGUGGCUGGCGGCUGCUGUGCACUUGUGGUCUCGCCCCUCGCUCGCGGACGGCGGACAUACCCCGUCUCGGUUCUAAAACACGGCCGGGCGCCUGGGCGGCCGUUCUCCCGACAUCUUCGUCCGGGUCAUUGGGUCAGCCCCUAUCCUUCGUCUUCACGGCUUCACCUGCUUCUCCACUCCGCGCCCCGCCCCCGCCCCGCUCGCCGUGCGUCAGAUCCGUCGCACGGCGCUUCCCGCACCCCUGCGCCAAGCCCAAGGUGAGCGGGCGGCGGCGCGUGCGCAGAUCAUGCUUGCAAGAUCUUGGACUGGGAUGUUAUCUUAUGAAGAUUAGUAAGGGGAGAAAGAAGAUGAGGAACAAACAGAGAAAAUCAUCUGCCCUCGGUUCUGAUGCAGGAUAUGGAUCUUCUUUAUCCUGUAUUAUAUGGAGCUUGGUGGGUUUUGGUCUUGUUGUCUGCUUCCUUUCCCUUAAACAUCAAGCAGACAGUGGGCAGACCCAUGUUUAUUUCAGUCCUCUACAUGCGACCAGACAAUUAGAGGACAUCGAAGAGGAUCAUUUCCGCUUGCCACCUCCUCACAAGGUGAAUCCUCGUGCAGUGAAAAGGAGGGGACCUCGUAAACUACCAAAGGUUAUAGAUGAUUAUCUGGAGGAGUCUUCAGCAGUACAUGCACUAUUCUUCCCUGAUCAAAGGACUGCUGUGGAUCCAACAAAAGGGGAAAAUGAUAGCAUGUAUUUUUAUCCUGGUAGAGUGUGGCUGGACACUGAUGGAAACACCAUUCAAGCCCAUGGUGGUGGGAUUAUGUAUGAUCACCAGACUGCCAAAUUCUAUUGGUAUGGAGAAAACAAAGAUGGACCAACAUACCAAGCUCGCCCCAAAGGAACACAGAGGGUUGACAUCAUUGGGGUAAGCUGCUACUCAUCGAAAGACCUGUGGUCGUGGACUCAUGAAGGAAUUGUGCUUCCUGGUGAACCUACUAAUGUCACCCACGACCUUCAUAAAUCAAAGGUGCUUGAGAGACCUAAGGUGAUAUAUAAUGAUCACACUGAAAAAUAUAUCAUGUGGAUGCACAUCGAUGAUGCUAACUACACCAAAGCAUCUGUUGGUGUGGCCGUGAGCAACUCUCCGACUGGACCUUUUACUUACCUUUACAGCUUUCGUCCACAUGGUUUUGAGAGUAGAGACAUGACAGUCUUCAAAGAUGAUGAUGGAAUGGCUUACCUCUUCUAUUCUUCUCGUGACAAUACUGAGCUCCACGUUAGCCCAUUGACAGAGGACUAUAUUCAGAUCACAGCAGCAAUGAAGAGAAUACUAAUAAGGCGACAUCGUGAGGCUCCGGCUGUCUUCAAGCACCAAGGGACCUACUACAUGAUCACCUCUGGUUGCUCAGGCUGGGCUCCCAACAGGGCAUUGGCACAUGCUGCAGAGUCUAUCAUGGGCCCAUGGGAGACACUGGGAAACCCUUGUGUUGGAGGCAACAGGUGGAGUCCGUCAAACUUGAGAGACUCCCGGUAUGUUUGGCUUCCACUUUUCGUUGGAGGGCUGGCAGAUGAACCUUUAGACUACAGCUUUGGAUUCCCUUUCUGGUCAAGGGUGUCAAUUUAUUGGCACAAGAAAUGGCGCCUCCCAGAAGAUUGGAAGAUUUCAAAUGCAGCGAGUACAUAA